AUGUUCGCAAAUUUCCUAGCAAAAGAAGCCCUCGAGACAACGCAGGUAACCAAAAAGCCACGAAAACACCCAGACAUCAAGGAGGGUAGAACAGAGCUGAAGGCCCACCUAGUGCUGAUGGCCACACACAGAGAGAGAAUUUGCGUGAGUGCGUGCGCGUACAUGCACCUGGUCCGUAAAAUGUUUGUACUUUUAGGUGUUUGCCACACCGGCAACCGUUUGGCCGCUGACCCAUAAGCCAGCACACCCUUGGGCGUACGCACACACACACGUGCGGGUGCAUGCAUGAGUUGUAAUCGGCAAGCGCCUGUCCACCAACCAGUACAUCGUGGGGCGCAGGGGGUGGGAGCGGGGUGAGCGCGUCCAGUCGCCGAUGCGGAGACCCGCAGUGCUAUCUACUGCUUACUUCUGCUAUGAGUGUAAUUGAGACACACUAACGACCUUCAGGCGUUGGGACAUCUCGAACGAGGAUGCCUCCAAUUUUGGCAGUGGCGUUUCCAUACCAGCUGGCUCGAAGCCACCACCACCACUGCCACCACCACCACCACCACCACCACCACCACAACCAUCACCACCACUAUUGCUAUUGCUGCUACUAAUACUACUACCACCACCACUACUACCAAACCACCACCACCACCACCGGUGGCAGCAGCAGCAGACCUGUUGGCAGCUUCCGCUCCAACUAACGUAGAGAACAAUACCCAGGAAGUAUGCGAUCGACACAGUUCACCACUCAGCAAUAGUGUGCUCGGAUAGAUGCGCAGAACGCUGUCCAGGGUCUUGCCAAGUGGACAGCAUCCGCUUAAAAUAAGACGCGGUCUCGGAUGGCCAGGGUGAUUAUUCUGCACGCCAGGACGACAGACUUCCCUGACUGCCACACAGUUCUACCCUGUUCCAGUAAGCCCUGUAUUUCAGGAAGAAAUAAAGUGCAAUAGGAUCAAGACACCCAGGCAACAUCCGUAGGAGGCCUCCUCAAUCAAUUCAUCGGCUGUCAAUGACCCGGAUCAGGUAGUCGCGGGUGAGAUGCGCAUAACACGAAGCGGCCGUGUCCUUUUGAGAACACACACACACACACACACACACACACACACACACUGUCUCGUACUCUUACUUAUGUAGUUGUGCUUGGUACAGCUGCGAUCGUGUCUGAUCUAGCCGACCUCGAUAGUGUCCUAAACUGUACCUCUCCAUGUUUGACGACUCGCGGCAGCAUAUCUGGACAGUUCAACCCAUCCUCUUUACCCUCGACGGAAACCGAAUAUCGAAGGUCAAAGAACCACCUCCAUGUCUUGACAAACUGUGUCUAACCAGGUCUUGAGUUGAGCCCCUCUUCGACGCCUCCAAUGGGAUAACGGUGCCGGAACGAGGGCACGUAUUUCAAGAUGAUCUAACACAAGCAUCAUUUUCAGUUGCAACAUUUGACGUUGAGACAGCCAUGAAUCAGAGAUGAAUUAGUGGAAGUAGAUUUUAGUCUCACUUGAAGCGCUUUGAUCAAAAAUAGCUGGACAAUACAAGGUGAAGCCUUAACUUUCAAGUCAUUUUGCCCUCCAUUCGGAACAAAACGGCGAAGGUCAGCAGUCUUCCAUGCCACGGCAAUCGGUGCACCGUUAUAAUCUUAGACUCGGAUUACACAUGUAACAGAUGAGCCGCAUGGAGAAGGAGCCGUGAAGCACACUUCCCAAUUGCGUGGGAGUUGACAGUUGGGUGGUUGUGAUACGUGAUGGUGUUGGGAGAUGCGGAUGCCGAUGGGAGAUAGUGUGACGGUGUGGUGUAGCCGGCGGUUGUCUACCACAGGUUGUCGCGAGUGCGCAUGUGCCCUACUAGGCUCAUGCGGUGGGUGAACGUGCCUGUGCAGUGAGAGCAGUUAAGGCGGAUGCGGCGAGUGUAGGUUGGCGCUCCAGGCACUGAUUUGCCCGUCUCUGUGCGAUUGAUUCGCAAGUGACCGACCAGAGCUAUGUGUAAGGUGAAUGUGCGAUCGAAAUGAGAACAGGCAUGAACUGAGUCCACGUCGCUGGAAGUGGGGAUGUUGGUGAUGACGUUUUUUACACACUGCCACAUGCACUCACGUCUCCAGUGCCCGGAACAUCAUGAACGCUGUUUGGUUCCAAAGAACGUUCGGGCCACGUCACGAAAUGUCAAAAUGUCUGGAAGUGGACUUACGUGAGACAUCACUCAGCCUUCAAAUGUCCUUAAAGCUAAGGACUAUCUACUCCAUCCUUCUCGUCCACCUCACCUUGGCAGGUUGACGAUUGUUAGCGUUUCGCAGUGAUGACCGGCUGAGCGCAUAACCUGUACGGCAAAGCCUCACCCCUCCCGUUUACUUACAGUGCGUGACAGAUCUCAUGAAAUGUUGGCCAAAAUUCUGAAACGCGUUUUCGAUUUGGAAGGACUACUUAGGUGAGAUUUUAAUACUGAUUAUCAUGCGGCAUGGUCCUAUAGUACUUCGGACUUGCCACGAUGUCGGCUUUGAAUGCACUUCUUUUCGCCCUCCUGCAGAAAGCACACUCGGAGAAAACUGACUACUUAAGUAGCAUGAACUUUUCCACAUUGAUCUCCGAUGGCCCUAUUAAUCCAAAUAUACCAUAUAGGAAGCAUGCAAAAAUAAUAUGAUUUCUUUUACUCGUUUGGUAGGAAAUGACCUUAUCUUCACAUUUUAUACCCGAAGAUCCCAGUUUCCGAACAAUUUUGAGCCUAACCAGCCGUUACAUUGGCGUUUAGCGAUUCCAGUUUACAAAGUGUAUGCUUUCCGCGUGAGGAAAAUCAUAUAUCCCUCUAUGCCUUUAAGAAGAGACAAUGUGGGGUUCAGUAAAAUUUUGCCAUGAAUGCGGACUUUGUCGUACAAUUCACUGAUAAACGGACAUGUGCAAUGCAGUACGCAUAGACAUCAUAUGGUCUUAAAAAUCUCAUGAUGAGAAACUUUUUUAAAACCGAAAGUAAAACUUUUCCUAGGAUAUAAAAUGUAAAACCAAUGUGAUUUUCUAUCAACCGAGUAGAAGAAAGCAUAUUUUUGCGCAUGUUUUGUGAAAAAUAUAUUUAAAUUUACAAGACCAUCAAAAAUCAAUGCGAAAAAUGCAUGCAUGCAGGAGGACGAAAAGCAGUGCAUUCAAAAGCUGACAUCCUGCCGAGUCUGAAAUACCAUAGGACUAUGCCGCAUGAUAAUCAGUAUUACAGUCUCACCUAAGUAAUACCACCAAAUCGAAAACACAUUUCAGAAUUUCGGCCAACAUUUCAUGAGAUCGGUCAGGCGCUGUAUGCACCCUGCGACGACUCUGCCCUCUAGUUGACCUGGUUCAUGGACAGCAAUCUUUGCUGAGAAGGCAUUAAAGCUGCACGCACGCACGCACGCACGCGUACGCACAUGAGCACUUGGUGCGUGCGUGCGUACGUGCAACCAGCUCUUGGAUAAAGAACCCUGUGGUACUUGUAUUGCGGCCGCAGUGCCCGUGUGUGCUUAGGGCUGAGAAAAACAAGCUGGUGGCUUUUUGGAGCGCACUGACGGACCUUGUCGAAAACAAGUCAGUAAAAGUACAAUCAGGAUUUCGUGUACUUGGCUAGACCGUUUUGACCGACCCUUGAAAUGGGGCGGGUGACUGGCAUUUGCAGGUCGAAAACCCAAAUGUUAGCUCCACCUAAUUCAAGGGUAUAAGUCUCCUUCAGACGUAUUUUUCUCGCAAAAUUACGCAAAAAAGCGUUCCACUAGUUUUUUAAUCCUGGGAUAAACACAAGGGAUCUGUAGAAUAUGUCGAGGACUACAUUCUCACGUUCCAAGUUCCAUAGAAACUAACUAACGCGGCUCAACUUAGAUAACUUCCCAGCACUUGUAUCUGGAAUUAUUAAGGGACAGAGAUGUAGUUAUAUAACCCCACCUGAAGUAAACAAACCCCAGCCACCUGUAAUACGGGAGCGGUGGUAAAAGGUAUUUUUACAAGUGGGACCGGGAAACGCACAGAUGACGAGGUCAAGUGAUCGUGUGCAAAAGAAACGCUUUUGGUAAUGCGCGACUGUACUUUGAGUGGUUGGCAAAUAGGUGCCCUAACCACUAAGCCUAACCCCUAGCCCUAACCCCUAACUCUGAUUCCUUACCCUAACCCCAAAACAUAACCCCUACUCACCUAACCGUGACCCUGAGCCCUAACCCUUAACCGCAGCCCUAAACCCCAACCCUGAAACAUCCAACGCGAAAGUUAGAAGGAGACGACAGACAGAAAGUCAAAAAGAACCACAGGCAUUGGGCCGAAAAAGUUAAACAGGGCAACAAAGAAACAAAGCCGCCAACAGAGCACAUAGCAACACCUUGCCAACGUAACCACACCAACUCAAAAUAUUUAAGUGGGUCAACGGUAUUGUGUCCAUCAGGUGCGGCUACAUAAUCACAUCUUACCCUAUUAAGUUCAUGCUUUUUGCAAAAUCUAAGCCUGGACUUUUCUAACUUUUGAGAAAAUUUUCAAGAGGAGGGUCUAUUUUUAAAAGGUGUUUUCUGAAAUGCAAAUAAACGCGGCGCCGUAAACAGCCCUUACAGGGCGCGCUAAUUCCGCCCAAUUUUUUGAAAGAAAUAUUGCAGCCAUAAUGUAAGGUUUAGGGAUGCAGCCAUUAAAACGGAUGAUUCUGGCCAAACCAUUGCCUUGGUUUCGACAGGGGUGGACUGCAGAGACGUCAUCGACCAUCCGCGUCAUGUUUCAGGUAGGAAUUUGACCGUAUUAAAAGCAUUCGUUUUGGGUUGCCCUAGAAACGCCAGAUGAUAGUAAAAAAACGGCUGGUAUAGGAGGCGGCGCACCAUGGCUGGUUAGUAGUUUUUAACGAGAGUAAAACUACCACCCAGCUCAGAUGGUAUCUUUUGAAAGCGUUAUUUUCAAUGAGAGUAAGCUGGCUCAUACCAAUUCUCAGCAUGCUUGAAAGAAGAUAUGUAGGCUCAACUGGUUUGACUGUGAGCCCAGAACCGUAAAAGAAUGUGGAUCCUUGAUUUAGUUAAAAUUCGAUCGUGUAAAAUUAACGCGAAAGAUGAUUCUGUUCGACCAACAUUGUCUGAACAGGAAGUCCUCGGGACUGCAGGUGAAGUAAGUGCAGACAGACACUGGCAAUUAUCGUCCGUUUAAAUAACUUAGCUAACAACGUCGGUCUAGAAUGCGAGGUGAAUUUGCUUGCAAUGUUUUGCGAAGUAUAGAGCACAUGCAAUUGCCUGUGCGUUAGUGAACAAUUUAGUUGUGUCGUCUCGAUCACAGGGCAUGCCUAAUUCGGACAUCAAAAUCCUUCAUUGUUGCCUUGCGGAAUGCGCCCAGUCCUUUUUCGGCAGGGGAUUUAAGUCCCUAUUGAGUAAAUAAAAACGGAAACUCGCUUACGGUACGAUAUUUCACAUUCAUAGACAAUGUGCAUGGCUGGUUUUGAAGUCGAGAACUUCGCUCUUAAAGCCAUUAGAAGCUGGCAAGAAAUGACCGUGAGUAUAAAUGAUUGAUAGGAAUGUGACUGGUGAACUGGGGGUGGGGUCGGGUGUAUGGGGAUGGGGGAAUAGGGGUCAAACAUUGAUAUUCUCCGUGGGGGUGGGGAAGAGCGGAGACAGCGGAUUGAUAGUAGGAGUUCAUGACGGGCUACUGGCAGUAACCAAUGGUCUAGGUGUUUGUAGGCCCUCUCAAUAUGCAUCAAAGUUAGCAUGCGGGCCAAAUCUGUUGCCGCAUGAUCCGACCGCAUGCAGCUGAUUAAGAUGCCUGCUUGUAGUCGUGUCAUAAGUUUAGUGAGUGAGACAGGUGACUAGGAACCCUCCCGUAACAGAACUUGCCUUGCGUUAAAUUUCGGGAAGGGUACGUAUUCCCCUAUAUUAACCGCAAUUUCAACAUUAAACCUAACUCACACCCUAACCCUGACCAUAACCUUAUCGUAGUCCUAACUUUAACCCUCACCCUAUGUUCACCGUAAUCUCCCAGGAAUUUUGGCGGAAACCAAUUUGUAUUGCGGGAAGGGGGAUUUUAUUCCUGUGUCCUCGUGGGAAGGACAGAUUCCACAUUCUGGAAAAUGACCUUUUGUUCCUUCGGUGUAAGAUCAAUCAGUGGAUGCCGGAACGCGAAAGGAAUGACUUCCUAGUCAAACGGCGUCUUUUUAUCGGUUACAUUAGACGAAAAGAACACGUGUCAGUGUGGCUGAUAUCGAUAUUAGUCGCCCUCCUAGGAAGGAAUUGCCUACGACGAGGCACUUGGGGUACGCGUCCACUUGGUUAAUCAUAUGAGACCUCAAGUAUGUCGGCUUGCCUAGUAGCCCAGGCGCUAUCACAGUCAGAACAUGAGCGGCAAGUAUGAAAAAAAAGUACGGCAUAAAUGGCCUCAAAAGUAAUAAACACAUUCAUCCUCUUCUGAAGUUGAAUAAUUCAGGAGAGAAGAGGAAAUCAGAGCGAUGAAUCUAAAAUACAUCAACACAGUCACAGGCACUACUGACAGGCGCACGUUCAUCCAGGUCACUUUAAGUUGAUUAGUUUUCGUUACCGUGUUUUGUCUUAUCGAACCAUCUGAAGGAAUUUCCAGGAUUAAACCCACCGUUACUACUUUGAGUAGCUUGACCGUCGUUUGGUUGUCUCUCAGUUGACGUUUAUUUUCUAGUUGUUAGCCCUUGGUGUCUGUUCUCGGGGAAUUUGCCGGCUUGGAGGUAGGUUCUAUGAAUCCUCUUUGCAGUGGGUUGAUUCAAAGGCAGUAAUAUACCUUCCCUCCCCACGAAUCGUUUUAUAUUCGGAAUGGCCAAGGCCGAAGUCUGUGCGUUUUCAGUCCUGUUGAUAUUUUCUUCAUUAGUCAGGCAAAAGAUAUCGUCCAUAUAUCGACAAUAUUGCCCGGCUCGACCUUGCCCACGUAGACGUUUGCUAGGGAACAUGGAGUCUCACCAACCCUGCCCCUGAGACACAUUUAUAGCCUGAUGAUGAGUCACUGAAAGCAUAUGUUUGUCAAUUGACUUUUUAAUCGUAAUAUGGGAAUUUUCGCAGAGGUCAGACCGUCUAAAAAAACUUCAAUUAAAACAGAACCCUGACUCUUGAAUGUGCGUCUUCUCAGACGCCUGUAAAAACGACACUCGCUGGAACGAUGGGUACUCAGUAAAUGUGAAUUUUUCCAUUAAUUUUUAAUACCCUUACAGAUUCGAACAUAUCUUGUAGAAAUCAUGCGCGAAAUACCCAUUCUUCUGCCCAUUUUGUCGCAGAUUAACGGUCUCUUCAGGGUUAAUGAAAUAUUCAGAAUACAAGUUGGCAAACAAAAGUUUCUUACGAUAAAUUCUCUUCAGGUCAGUACAAUUAUAUAGGAACGGCAUACAUUCAAACAUGCCAGUGACUGGAAAAUUGAUUAACGUUAGUUUUAAAAACAGAGGCGGAGCGUGAGCGGAAGGGCACGAAUAGUCGCAUGUGAUUAGUCGACCUUUGACCAUGGUAAACGCGGAUCUCGGACAAAGUUAAUCUGCGAGCAUAAGGUAGACGUUCGCAGCCUGAUUGCGGCUGCUUCUGAUGUUGCCAACAGACGCUUACCCAGUAGCUUAAGAUAGCUGGAAUUCAUCGAGAUAUCAAAGAUCUUAACCUUGACGACAUGGUGAUGUUGUUGUUAGAUGUCUCAUUACUUUUUGCAAACGUUUCGGUCACCGAGACAGUUGAUUAAAUCUGUGAAUUCCUGUCAGCCAAUUAGCUAGAAAUAGGGAUUCGGACGAUCGCACUCAAGGGUCUGCUACCAAAAUGCAUAAUAAAUAUGCAUUUUCCUUUUGACAACCAACUCUACGUACAGAUAGACGACGUUAGUGUAGCCUCGCCUCUUGGGCCUUCCUUAGUCGAUGUCUUUAUGGGAAAGCUGAAUAGAUUUAAACUAAGCGAUCAGAUCAAUGAGCUAAAACAUUGCGGUCGCUACGUCGAUGACAUCUUUAUAACUGCUACCAAAGAAACCUACGUAGAUGACCUCUCAAGUGCUGCAAAUCAGGCACAUCUGUCAAGCAUGUUCACGUUGCAUACGGAAACAGCCGGUUCGCUCCCUUUCUUCUAAACAGAAGACCUGACGGUAGCAUCCGAAGGAGGGUCCUCCGGAAGAAGAACUGGUCUGGACAAUACACGAACUUCGGUCCUUUGAUAACCCUCUAACGGAAGCGAAAUCUACUCCGGUGUUUGGCGCGAAGAGCUAGAGAAAUUUAUCCCAUAGACAGCUUUAUGGAGGAGCUUAGAAAAAUCCAGGAAUUGCAUCGCGAACACGAGUAUCCUGCCAGGUUUGUUGCAAAGAAUAUUACCAAACGACCGAAAAGACCACCGCAUUGAUUGUUGAAAAGAAAAUUUUUUCACUCAAAGUCCCUUUUCAAGGAGACACUGCGAUUGAACUCCUAAGAAGACGCCUUGAUCAAUCUGUCUCGCGAACCUUCCCAGCAGCAAGGAUCCGAAUAGUAUUCUCUGCCAAUCCUAUUUUGCGUGGAGAAGGUAAGGAUAAGUUGCUACCCCAGACCACCUCAAUGUGUAUCAAUUCCUUCACUUGCUCCUGUGGAACAAAUUAUAUUGGUCGCGCGAGGCAGCGCCUAGCCAAAAGAACAUCAGAACACCUCCCCGCAUGACUGGGAAAGGGUGAAAGGAGGAGCAUAAACAGCGCCCUUCUCGUACAUGCAGUUGAUUCAGGGCAUCAUUUGGACCUCAGCAAAGCUAUUCGUGUGAUUUAUAAGGCUCACUCGAGCUAUCCUAGGCUACUGGAUCAACGAUUGUUAGCAAGAACAGAAGCGACUGCAAUCGGGUUUCGAAAACCGACCUUAAUCGCGCAGAAGGACUUCGUUCGGGCCCUGCGCUUGCUGUGGUCAAAGGUCGACUAACCACAUGCAAAUCUCCGCGCCCUUCCGCUCUCCCUUUGGCUGUGUUUUUGGACGAUAACUUUAAUCGAUUUUCUAAUCACUGACAUGUUUGACUGCACGCCGUUUUCAUGUAAUUGUACUGUCGGGGUUGUAAUAUUGAUAAUAGAUGUCGGCUUCUAAAUGUCCCUCCUUUCGACCGGCCGCAAAAAUCGUACUCGGCAAAGAAAUAAUUCACUAAGGUAUCAUGUGUUUUUAAAUUGAUUUUCGGUGUCCAUACGAAUGCAGGUAUAUUUCAAAGAAGACUCCCCUGACGCAUUUUCUCUUGUACGCAUUUUGUAGAAAAGCCCGUUUUCUUCGAAUUUUAUGCUCGAAGAAUGGGUAAACUUACGUUUAAAAACGUUUUUUUUAUUCUUGGAUAAUAUUGAACUCGAUCUACCAUCGCAUUUGCGUUCGGGAUUACGAACUGCAGGCUGUCCACUUCUCACAUGAGGGAAGCCGUAUAUUCCACUAUGCUAUAAUGCCACUCGAGGCUCAUAAAAUUAUGCAGAGGACGAGAUAUAUGUUUAAAAUAUGUUUUUCACUUCAUAAGGAGAAUUAAAGAACGGUCAGACAUAAUAUUAUUUGAAUAGAAAUUUCGCGGUCUUAAAAAAUCUCACAAUAAUCUGCUUUCCAAUAAUAAAUGACAUAGUAUUUUGAAUAUAAAAUUUGAAGAAGACAGGACAUUCUAUCGAAUGAGUACAAAAAGCGAUAUUUUGUGCAUAUUUUUCAUAAAAAUCUUCCUAUUUGAAUUUGUGUGGGCAUCGAAAAUAGAUUGAAAAAUUCAUCUCACCGAAGUGGUCAUUUUUAGAUUGAGCGCAGUUUUUAUAGACGGCAAAAAACAAUUGCGUUCAAAAGCCGGCGUGCUGGAACGACUGAAGCGUCUUGGAAUUAUGUUGCAUGAUAGUCAUUUGUACAACCUUACUUAAGUAAUCCUUCCUAAGUGAAAACGCAUCUCAGAGACGACAGUACUCAUCAGUCGGUCCGAGUUGACUGCCUUCGUCCCCAAGUUUCCCUGGAAAUUUUGCAAUUAAUAUGCCUACUGAGGCAGGCCCCAUCCGAGUGCGUUGCCUGCAGAAAACUACGGUCUUUCUUUGUUGGGCCGACGCCAACCAUACGGGCUAUCUCUUCUGCAAAUGUGUUUCCGGUGUCUAAUGUGUGUGCCUGGUUGCCCAAAAAAAUGGCUUAGCCUGCUUAUCGCUGUCUAAUGUUCAUGUGUCCAGGUGGGGGCGGACUUACCAGUUUGUCCACAAUAGAUGGCAUCACAGUCGACACAUGGGAUUUUUAGGCAUCUUUUCUAUGUAGGAAGGGCAUUUACUGACAGGGUUAAGAAGCAUGCUCGUCUCGUUAUGUCUUUGACCCGAGCCAGGAGCCCUCGGAGACAGUCGCACAGCAACCAGUAAUACAUGUGGAGGAGGAGUACUGCUAAAGGCAGUGGAGACUGGAGUGGUCGCUGCUGACUUGUUAGCCAUCGUCAACUGGCGGUAUCCAACCCCAGGUUCAAGUGGUCUGGGAUUGGAAUGCAGGCUCUUCGGCCAAAGAGCGUUACUAAGUUCGACGCUCUACCACUGAACCACAGGUUAGCUGUCUUGUUAGUUGCUAUCGGGAAUAUCAACUAUCGUGGGACGGAGCGUCCAUCUAUCAAAUUAGCUGAGGUGGUAGUCUCCUUACGCAGGAUAGAGUACCAACAGAAAAGCGGUCCCACGGCUCAGUGAUAGAGCACUGAACUUCAAACGCUUGGCAAACAAAGAUCCCGGCUUCGAUCCCCAAGUUAUCCAAACUUAGUUUUAAGUACGGCUGGCCGACGGUUGUUAUGGUCUGCCCUAACUUUGUCGAUACUCCUUCAUACAACUUCUCACCUAUUGGCAUGGCCAACCCUGUCUAUAGAGUGUAAAAGCUGGGUGCACAGCAUACUUGCAAGGUUAGUUCGCUCUCCGUAUCUGAUGUCUUUUCAGCUCUCGUGUAGAGGAAAGUCUUCCAAUUUCCACAUGUGAGAUCAUCAAGGACCAGUGCAGGAUGUAAUCAACGUGUAUUAACGCAAAUUUUACCCAACUGCAAAAUAUUUUGUAACGCAUGAUAAAAAAGACAAAGGCGCAGUUCCCUUGAUGCGGACGUUCCUUAAAGUGGGUGAGUGAACGCGAUAAACCCGAGGGACUAUCAUUUUGUGAAAAUCUGUCAAGAGUAUGGGAAAUGCAAUAUAGUGAACCCAAGAGUAAACAUAUUUUGGUCAUUUAAAAGGUCUGAUCAGCUAGGCCAUGUAAGAUGUUCUCCAUAAAAGGCAAGUCGUAACGACCUUGGGAAGGAGGGGAUAAGACUACCAGAGCAAGGUUUCAUACCCGAACUCACCAUCAUGGACAGCGACAAAUAAGUGCGGUGAGCUUGCAAGAAUUGCUGUGCAUACAGUAUGCAGUCGCUACGCCAAGUGAUACCUACCAAAACUAUCAACUCCUGUAGUGACCACAGAUGGUCGUACUUGCUGCGAUGAUUGCCUCAUCUCCCACAUUCGAGUAAUAACUUGCCUCAAUUUUAUCAUCAAUUCUGAUGAUUUGUGGAAUACUGACUCCUCAACUAUCUGUGAAAUGGACAGCAACCAUUUUUUAAAUAGGAAACCUAUACAGGAACCCCUUUUACUAGUAAGCUCUUGUUUUGGAGGGAGAGUUUAUUUUUAGACAAUCAGACGUAUGGGAAGUAGAUUAUUCCCUGCACAACAUUCCUCCCUAUGUUAACGAAAGCUUAGAGUUCCACAUCUGGAGAGCGAUUAAUGGCCCACCGACGGCAGUGUGUUCGUGCACUUUUCAAUUCCACAGUCGUCAAAGGGAUUCAGCAAUUUCGCAAGACAAGCUUCUCUUUCAAUAGUCAAAGGAGGCAUGCUUCUUGUCAUGUUUAGUUUUUUAAUCUCGUUCUUUGCCUCUGAGUGGCCUUUACGCAUUCGUUCGCGCCCUUACAUUUUGUUAACUUCCGACUCUGCCAGUCUAACGAAUACAUCGCCGUUAUCUGAGUCCCAGUACAGAUCUAAAGAUAGUCCUGAUUUUUUGGGACGCAGAGCGCAUUGACGUCAAAUAGGUAGCCACGGUUCUUUACUUGUACCCUGUGAAGCCUUUUUGUUGGACACGGAACACGACCGUUUUCUGGCCUUCACUUCAGUCAUGUGAUUGGUCCUGACGAUUCAUGCGCGUGGGAUGUGUAAGAGGAAAAACGGAGCAAGGGUUGUUUCCGCAGGCGGGAAAACGAUGUCAGCAGCAGGGGGUUUGCGUCAAGAGGUAUUAAACGUCCUCAAGUGGAGAAGUGAACGACAAAAGCGUGAGCCUUUUGAGAUUCAAAAUCGACAGCAAGGUCAUAGCAAGCAGAACUAAGUCUACUCACUGAUCUAACUGGUCAUAUUAAUUUCGCUAGGCCUUACAGCCACUGCCAACCACCAAAGACCCCCAGAAUUAGGUUCCGCCCAGUAAUUGAAGACGGGAUACGUCCGUAGGAGGAAUAUAUUCUUUACAGUGGACCGAAGGACAGUUCUAGCGAGCAGGACUUAUAGCCUGCCAUUCUUCCGGAACCGAGCGCCAGUGGUGAGCUCAGGAAAGUCUCUGACCCUGUCAGAGGCGUAAAAUCGAUAGAUCGAUUAAUUGACACCUGUGAUUAGCUGUCCCUACUAGUGUAGCACUCGUUCAAAGUCCUGAUUGUAUGAGUCAUGGUCUGCCGCGGCGUGGACACUACCUGCAGGGGUGGGAUAGAUGGCCUACAUGAAGCGCGUUGUAUGAAAUGGUCGCCAACGGUUGAAGACUGCGAAUGAUAGUUUGAUGUCAGCUUAAUGUCCGCUAUCUAACAGGCGCUUGGUAAUGCGAUUUUAUUGUUCGACUUGAGGAGAAAUUUCGAGCUCGUGUCAAACUAAGCUGGCUGCUAAUUGCCCGAAUGUUCUUCAGCAAGAAACCGAUAUUUGCAUUUCAUAUGAAAUAUAUUUCGCAGUCUUUUCAAAAUAGCAAGGAAAAUUUGCCUCGGAGAAAUGCUCGACAAGGGUAUGGUUUACACCCGGGGUCACUUAUUCCAGGGAACAAGUGUGUUGCGCAAAAGAGCCGAACGUCCAAGAACUUUGUGGUAUCACAAAUUCUAAUCCUCCAUACUGUAACCAACCAAAAGGGAAACUACUUUAACCAUUUAACGAUAAUAAUAAAGAAAUGUAGAGCCCAUUUGGAGGCAUUGUCAAAAAGGCACUGCACCGUCGUAUUUUUUACUCCGAUGAAUACCUUAAAGCUUCUUGACCAACCUAACGCAGCAGCCACCGAGAGGUCUUUUCAUUCCUUUCUCUGACACCUACAAGUAAAUAUCGUCACUCAUUUACUUUUAACACAAUGGCUCCCAGAAGUGACCCCGGGCGUAAACCAUGCUCUUGCUAAAUACUCGAUCAGAACUGAUUCUCCUCGACGAAACUCACGAACAGUGCGUUUUACUAAUGUGACUCAUUCAAAUAUGUAGGCUUUUGUGGUAACAUAUGGACGAAAUAUCUGGUUUUGAAGGAUCCUGUUGUAAUAUAUUUUCCCACUAGGAGUGCCACUCUAUUAAAAACGGUUAAGUGGGUGCGACGACUGUCCACUGAAGGGAUUUACAAUGCAGUCCGACUGAUAGGUUCGGGCCAUAUUUAAGUUAUGUCUACUGGAACGGCCGAUGAUGCUCUGCCUGUGGAUGUUAAUUACAUUUAUGUUCAGAAUUUCCAACAUAGUCACUGUUUAAUACCUAUCCGAGGAAAACAUACAGUUACUGUUAUUCUAAACACAUCACUAUCUCCUUGUCCGGCUCAGGGUGACUUCCACCACACGAAUGUCCAUCUUCUGAGUUAGUACUUUUGCCAACCCUUUCCUUUGCAGAUAUUCUCACGCUCGAACCCCUAUAAAUAUAAGGCCGUGUUUUACCUAAACACCACUUUAUAGCGUGUAACUUAUCUUUUCUUGUUAAGAAUGCUUACUCGUGUUUUAUGUCUUCCGAACUUGAGCAUAGUGACUGGAAAAUUGGCUUUGCGAGAACUCUGACUGCUGGAGUCUUUGACGUUUUUCGUAACUUUGAGAGAGAAAACUGCCUAAAUCUAUCCAUAGCAGAUGAUUUGAGCCAUGACUACGCGCGUAUCGCAGGCAGAUGCGUUUAGAAAAACCUUUAACGUUGUGCUGCUAAAGUGCCCCAAAUGCACUUUCUAAUACUCCAAAAACGCACUCUGGUUACACCACUCUAAAGAUGAAAAAUAAAGCAGGGAUAAAAAAAGUUCCCGUCAAAAUUUUUGCGUUUUCCAAUAAGACUCCGCUUUCUUUCAGUACAUUACUGGAGAAUCACAAAGUCUCUAUAUUUUAUUCUCAAGGACGGAGUGUAAUUAGGUUUUAAAAAAGUUUCUAAUUAGGAGAUUUUUUAAGACCGCUCAAUGUCCAUUCACACAGCAUCGUACCUGGCCGUUUACCACAGCCGUUUACCAGUCCGCAUCCAUUGCAAACUUUUAUGGACUCUGUAUGAUAUCUUUUUAAAGGCAUAGAAAAAUAUGUUAUUUUCUUAACGCGGAACACAUGCACCUUGUAGACUGAAAUCACUAAGCGCUAAUGCAACGAAUGAUCAGGCUCCAAAUUAUUCGACAACUAGAAAACUUUUUUUAAAACCUAAUCACACUCCGUCCUUGAGUAUAAAAUAUAAAGAUGACGUGAUUCUCUAGUAAUUUACUGAAAGAAAGCAUAUUUUUUAAUGGUUUCUAUAAGAUAUAUUUGAAUUUGCAAGACCCUCGAAAAUCAAUGGGAAAGAUGCAUCCUACUUAAGCAGUCAUUUUUUUACCGAGUACGGUUUCUACAGGAGAUUGAAAAGCAGUGUAUUCAAAAGCUGACAUCCUGCCGAGUCCGAAAUGUUAUAAGGUUAUGCCUCAAGAUAAUCAGUAUUACAACCGCGACCAAGUGAUCCUUCAAAAUCGGAAUCAAAUUUGAGAAUUUCAGCCAACAUUUCAUGAGAUCGGUCAUUCGCUGUCUACUAACGAUACCGUAACAAGCUGGGAUUUCCAGAAGACCGGAAUUUCCAAAAAAUCGAGGAAGAAUUCUACAAAAACGGCAGAAUGAGGACAAUACUAUCAAAAACCCCGCGAAGUCUUCACUGUAAACAGUCCCAGGUCGUCUAAGCUCCCUACUUGCUGCAGGUGGCUAAACUGAGGAAACACGCUGAUCGUAAACUAGAUGGCCAACUUGAGAUCUCUCGGAAGCUGGGCAUUUUACUUAGUAAAUUAGCGACAGUUCGACUAUCGUUGAUGACGGUUACUUGCACUAGAAUUGUUCUAUAGUGAUAGUACACUUUCACAGCAUCUACCGCACACUCCCCUCCAUCAGCUUCCUGGGCUCGGUGUUGGUACGGGGAGUGGGAAUAGUGCAGAGCCACGACCACACGCCAUGCAGCAGGCCGCGGAAUGUCAACUGAGAAAGCCAAUCAGCGUGCGCUGCAGUAUCGAGCACGCCCGAUGGUUUUGUUUGCGCAUGCGGCCCAAUCAAUGGCUGGUCGAAUAUUCAAGACUUUUCCGCGGGAAGAUUCCCGCGCCCGCAACGGCCAAUCCGCGACCGGCACGCCAUGGGCAGGAAUGUUCUAGAACGCUCUCGACGGCUGGCAUACCAUUGACUGGGAUCAACAUAAAUAAGGCGUAUUUCUGACGAGUUAAAACCCCUCAUGCUCGCGAUAAAGUACCUGUUCUCUGAACCGGCCCUCUUUCUGCUCCACACUCCCGUCGAGUCAUUACAGGUCUUGAGAGAGAGGGGUAGGGGACAAAAGACCAAAGGCGAGGUCGGACGCAGUGGCUGACAAAGCUAAACGCUCCGUUUACGAGUGCCACACACGCGCCGGAUCCGCACAGGCUGGGUAAGGUUUACACGGAAACACGACACGCGUGGUUAGGAUCCCAAUCGAGUAGGGGUAGCAUAGAGGUCAUAUUAAAAAGGAGUCGACACAGACCGACUACCCGUCCUGAGAGGAGGGCCGAGUUAUCUCGUGGGCUAGAAGCUUUUAAAAACACGGCUUUUAGCCCGCUGCGAUAAUUUAAAAGCGUGUCAGAUUGGUUAUAGUGAGGAAUGUACGUUAUAUACCGUUGGGGUGCAGUCUCCAAGAUCAAUCUCACUCUUUCUUCCCUUACCCAGGCACUAGUUUCAUGUCCGAGCCAGUCGGUCAUUUGACGCGCGGCGUGGGCCUGUGUCUAGACGUGCUCCCCCGUCACGUGUGACACCUCUUAUGGGUUCAGAUUGAUAAAGGGUUGAUUAUUGUAAGAAGAAGAAGAAAGAAGAAGAAGAAGAAGAAGAAGAAGAAGAAGAAGAAGAAGAAGAAGAAGAAGAAGAAGAAGAAGAAGAAGAAGAAGAAGAAGAAGAAGAAGAAGAAGAAGAAGAAGAAGAAGAAGAAGAAGAAGAAGAAGAAGAAGAAGAAGAAGAAGAAGAAGAAGGGCUCUCCGGAACAGGUUUAUUUAAGUGCUGAAGUUUCAAAGAACUUAGACGGUUCUCCAUUGUCCAAGCGUAAAAUGCACUUAAUCGAUCAGAAAUUUUAAUUGGCGUGUUGUGUUGGUCGGCCUCAUGCUGAUCGAUUUUUCUUUCCUCUCGCUGUCUCGACCCCUCGGGCGAUGGUUGACGGGCGUUUUGCCUGCGUGCAUUGUGAGUCACCACUCCGUCGGGGGGAGCCGCCGAUGGGUUCUCAGCCGAUUAGCGCGUGUCGUACCCUGAUGCAGUCACCGCAUUGGUAAAUCACUCAUCAUGUCCAGGGCGACUUGGUCCAUCCAAAAGUCUUGUGAAGGUUAUCUUUGAUUUGAUCAGCCCAUCAUGGGCGAGACAAAAACGAAGAAAAAAUGCACCUAAUUCCCAUGUAUCGUUUUUGAAAUUUCGACCAACUCUAAGGAUAUUUAACAGGACGAUUAUUUGAAGUGUUUUUAAAUGUUAUUUAUGCGUGUUGUUUUAGAUGCCUGGUCGGUUGUAAAGAGUUUCAUUCUGUGAUGAUGAACAAUUUGCUUAUUUUUCUGAGUUUCGAAUUCGUGCAGGAUAGUAGCAGCCGCAGAAAAACGACAGUUAUAGGAGGUAUGAGACAAUCGAAAAUCAAUGACAGGAGUCUUCUUCUUCUUCAUCUUCUUCUUUAUUAAUGCAUACAAGUGAAACUCGAAACCUCGCCCCUUUUCAAGAAAUGGAAUUGUUUCAUGCAGUUGACGAACGGUUGCUAUUUAUUAAUUCCCCGUUAAUAGGGGUUUUAUGGAUGGUGGCUGGUCGGGAUGUACGAUACUAGCUGACGUAAAGCCUUAUUUGAACAGGUGAAUGAUCGAAGUUGGCCCGCUCUCCGUUCCGUUAUUAUAAAAUGUGUGACCAAAGGCAGUAUAGUGGUAGCGGACGAGUGAAAGGCGUAUAAUCGUCUUCCCUCAGAAGGUUAUCUACAUUUCUCUGUUAACCACUCAAAGGACUUCAAAGGCCCUACCACCGGACGGCACACCAAUGCCAUUGAGGCAUACUGGAGUAGACUGGAAAGGAAACUACACGAGGGAGGCCCUGUAUGUGGUCGAGCUGUGUGGGCUCACACAGACGAAGUACAGUAUGGUCUUUGGUUUGGCCUCAAUGCCAUGUCUUUGACAGAUGCCUGGGAACUGUUCCUGUCCCAUGUUGUGCAGACUUAUCCUAUUUCAAGGUGAUUUUGUUUUGUAAUGAACUGCCAUAAUGGGAAUGUAUGCCGUAUAUUCAGGUGUACGUGUGUAACGAUGGGGAAAGUUGGGUAACAGCGCCCAUCGUCCAUGUAACCUCCUGCGAUGAUCGUUCGGCCAGCCCAUGUUAGGCCGUCGGGGAAAGUCGAAGUAGUGCGUGAAAGUAGGCCUGCAACCGCUGAUCUAGCCUGAAGGCGUUUGAGUCCACUGUUAAAGGUAUUAUUUCUAGGUAACGGAUUUUUUUGGGUGCCAUCUCCCGAUUGUUACCAAAUGCCUUAUUAAGAUUAUCUUUGAUUUGAUCAGCCCAUUAUGGGCGAGACAAAAACGAAGAAAAAAUGCACCUAAUUCCCAUGUAUCGUUUUUGAAAUUUCGACCAACUGUGAGGAUAUUUAACAGGACGAUUAUUUGAAGUGUUUUUAAAUGUUAUUUAUGUGUGUUGCUUUAGAUGCCUGGUCGGAUGUAACAACGUUCAUUCUGUGCCUCUACAAAUUAUGCCAGUUUGCUCAUUUGACAUGACAUUUGUGUUUUUGGAUUUAAGCUUUUCUCGAGAAAAAUUUUUAGUUAUGACCGAGGUGACCUUUCUCUCAGUUCUCGUCUUUUUUCUGCUAUUGCUGACGGUCUUUCAUUUUUAAUUUUUUGCCGUGAUUUCGGCCGUCUACUGUUAUUCAGUAUAUCCAAUAUACAUAUAUAUCCAAUAUAUAAAUAUAUAUAUGGUCAGAACGGCAUUACUGACAAAGACAAGGGAGACUGGAAUGGCCAUUUAUGCCCUACUAGCCGUCGUCAGCCUGUCAUACCCAACCCCGAAGUGUGGCACACCCGAGGCUCGAACUCGCGACCUGUUAGUUAGAAGUCCACGCUUCUAACCACUGGGCCACGAGCCCGUUGUCCUGUCGGUUUUCGAUCGGGGGCGCUCACCAUUUAUUCGUACGGAACUCACUCUUUCCGUUGUGCCUUACGGGCUGAGUGGUGGUCCAAGACUUAGCCUGCAGCGACUCCCUCUGGAUGUGGCCUCAAUGGUACUCUUGACCACGUGAGAUCCAAGCUGCAAUUAUGGAACCUUGAUACAUGUUCAAUUCUUUUGUGCGAAGACCGAAUGUUACGUACCCGGAUUGUGUGUGGCACGCGCAGACGGGCUCUUUAGCUCAGUCAGUCACCUGCGCUCAAUCCCCACAUCAGAUGACCGACCGAUUCGGACAGUGAUCUGGCACCUGUGAGAGGGAAGAGAGGGGGUGAGUUCGGUUUUGAGGCCUACGACACUCAGCGCAUAGUCCUCACCUGAUACGUUUUUAAACUAGCACCGUUUGCUAAAAUCCGUAGCUGGGAAGGCUACCAACUUACGGAAUAAGUCGGCCCUUUCCUCAGGCCGGAGAGUCAGGCUGCAGCUACUCAUUCUGUGUGUGGCCUCUAUUGUGCUCUUGACCACGUGAGAUCCAAGCUGCACUUUUGGAAGCUUGAUACAUGUGUUGAACCAAUUCGUAACUGGUACUGUCGGCUGCUACCGCCGAGCCCACCUCCGUAACAAAGUAGAUGGGGAAAAAAGAGUGUGUUGGAUGCAGAGCAAGCCUGCGUUAGCAUCACCCCAGUGUCGGACCCAGCUCGUAGACUAGCGGUUGAUCUGUCCCCAACAGUCUGAAGAAAAUAACGCUAGCUACGGGGUAGUGGUGUGAGCUGGUAACUAAUAAAUUGAAGGAUGCCUCACCUGUUAGCUAGUAACUGGCGCUGCGAAACAGAUUUAAUUGUAUAAGUAAAUAAUAAUAAGAGGAAGAAUAAGAAUAAGAAUAAGAAGAAUGAGAAGAAGAAGAAGAACAUCGUGGUGAUGAGGAUGAGGAUGAUGAUGAUGAUGAUGAUGAUGAUGAUGAUGAUGAUGAUGAUGAUGAUGAUGAUGAUGAUGAUGAUGAUGAUGAUGAUGAUGAUGAUGAUGAUGAUGAUGAUGAUGAUGAUGAUGAUGAUGAUGAUGAUGAUGAUGAUGAUGAUGAUGAUGAUGAUGAACAAUUUGCUUAUUAUUCUGAGUUUCGAAUUCGUGCAGGAUAG
Messenger RNA from Spirometra erinaceieuropaei, 19492 nucleotides. NCBI's taxonomy places the organism in Eukaryota, Metazoa, Platyhelminthes, Cestoda, Diphyllobothriidea, Diphyllobothriidae. The record is from the annotation of a GenBank genome assembly.